GAGGCGGAAGUAAUGAAUCAAACAUUAAAAUCGGAAAUUUCGUUGUAAAUUUUGUCUGCUUGUUAAGCAGCUAUUGAAAAUUAUCUUAGGAAAUCCCUUUUUUACGUUUGUUGUGAUCUUUUCUAAAUAGAAACGUAAGAGAACCCAGGUAACAGUUAGCUAAUUAUUGUUGGCCGUACCGACAGCGACAGGAUCUGUCAGACACACUAACGUAACGUACAUUCAUUCAGUGGGUUAGCUGCUUGCAGAACUAUUAAACAGAAGGUUUGCAAUUGAAGUUGAGAUUUAGGGAAAAAUACGCAGAUCAUAACUCCUUAAAUGUCAAGUUGUAUGAUGGCAGGUUUGCUCUCUACGCAAUAUAAUUCAACACUGAGCAAAUUUAAACGGUUAAGGAAUAACCCUGCCCUCUCAGUUCUAACGAGCACUCAGCGUAAAUACAGCAGUAAGGAUGGAGCUGGGAUUGAGUAUUUACACAAAAGUGUCGUCCCGACCAUGCACUACCAGAAGAGUUUACCAAGAUUACCAGUCCCAAAACUGGAAGAUACAAUACGGAGGUAUCUGGCAGCUCAAAGGCCCCUGCUGAAUGAUGAACAGUACAGUAAUACAGAGAAAGUAGCACAUGAUUUCCAGAGUGGCAUAGGCAAGCAGUUACAUGAAGAACUUGUGGCCUUAGACAAAAACAACAAGCACACCAGUUACAUAUCAGCUCCAUGGUUUGACAUGUACUUGUCUGCUCGGGAGUCUGUUGUGCUCAACUUUAACCCCUUCAUGUCCUUUAACCCUGACCCCAAACCCGAGUACAACGACCAGCUUGUGCGAGCCACCAACAUGGUGUGCUCAGCCGUCCGGUUCAUGAAGACGCUUCGUGCUGGUCUACUCGAGCCAGAGGUGUUUCAUCUUAACCCUGCCAAGAGUGACACCGAUAGUUUCAAGAAGUUGAUCCGAUGGGUGCCCCCCUCUAUCUCAUGGUUUGGAGCCUACAUGGUGAACGCCUAUCCUCUGGAUAUGUCCCAAAACUUCCGCCUCUUCAACUCCACACGUAUACCCAAGUACAAGCGCGACGAGCUCCUCACAGACGACAAGGGCCGCCACCUGCUCGUAGUAAGGCGAGGCAACCUGUAUGUGUUUGAUGCUCUAGAUCGGGACGGCAACCUGAUAAAGCCUGCUGAGGUUCAAGCUCAUUUGAAAUACAUCCUAUCGGACCCCACAAAAGCUCCUUCGUUCCCCUUGGGCGUUCUAACCAGUGAGAAUAGAGACACCUGGGCAGGGUUAAGACAGAAACUACUGGACGCUGGAAAUGGAGAAGCUCUGCAUUUAGUAGACAGUGCUUUGUUCUGCCUCUGCCUGGAUGAGGAGGUGAUGAGAGACCAUAUUCACAUUUCCCACAACAUGCUUCAUGGAGACGGCUGCAACCGGUGGUACGACAAGUCCUUCAGUAUCAUCUUGGCUAAAGACGGACAGGCGGCCAUCAAUUUUGAGCACUCUUGGGGUGACGGCGUGGCCGUUCUUCGCUUCCAGAAUGAGGUCUUCAAGGACACCACGGAGAAGCCUUUGGUCGGGCCUGGAUCCCAGCCUGCAGCGGUGGACUCUUCCUCUGCGGUGUGCCGAUUAGAGUUUAAACUCACUGAUGAGUUAAAAGCUGGAAUCACAAAAGCAAAAGAGAACUUCCAGGCCGCCGUGUCAAAGCUCACCAUCGACGCCAUGGAGUUCAAGAAAGGUGGAAAGGAGCAACUUAAGAAGAAGAAGCUCAGUCCAGAUGCCAUCGCUCAGCUGGCUUUCCAGAUGGGCUUCCUACGGCAAUACGGCCAGACGGUCGGCACAUACGAGUCAUGUAGCACUGCAGCCUUUAAACACGGGCGCACAGAAACCAUCCGUCCCGCUACCAUCCACACAGAGCACUGUGCCAAGGCAUUCGUUGAGCAGCCUGGACAGCACACUGUGGAGCAGUUACAGGGGCUGUUGAAUGAAUGCUCCAAAUACCAUGGGCAGCUCACGAAAGAGGCAGCAAUGGGUCAAGGCUUUGAUCGCCAUCUCUUUGCCAUGCGCUACCUGGCUAAUUCAAAAGGAAUGGCCCUGCACAGUCUCUACCAGGAUCCAGCAUAUAACGCCAUAAACCACAACAUUCUCUCCACCAGUACACUUACCAGCCCCGCGGUCAGUCUGGGCGGAUUUGCUCCAGUGGUGCCUGAUGGUUUCGGAGUGGGCUAUGGUGUCCAUGAUGAAUGGAUCGGUUGCAAUGUGUCCAGCUACCCUGCCAGAAAUGUUCAUGAGUUCCUUAAGUGUGUUCACAAGUCAUUGGAAGACAUUUUUACAGUACUUGAUGGAAAACCCAUUAAUUGAAAGUGCACUUAAUGUGUUUAAGUUCAUUGAAGCACUGUGGAGUAGUUUGAAUUUAGAACAUUUAUGUUUUACUUUUAUUAGAUAAGGACUCAAGUGUAUCAGUGUAACAUGUUUAUAUUUAAAGGCUGAAGGUAUUAGUAAUAAGCUGUGUGGAUAGACAACUGUGACUGCUUGGUAUUGAGCUUAUGCUGAAGUGAUUUGAUGCAUUAGCAAAAAUAAGUAAUUGUAAUGGGGCUAUAGGUAAAUCUGUGAAAUGCUGAUGUCCUGAAAUGUAUUGUGUUUGAAAUAUUUGCAGUGUAUUGCCCCCCAGGUUCAACAGGCAGCUUUAAUCCAUCUAUACUUUUCAAGUCAAUUAUCUUUGUCUCAAUGCAACAUGGAUACAAUGUACUUCCAUACACUGAAAAAUUCUGCAGUUUAAUUAUGUACAAUAAUUGAAAGACCUGUCCUUUGCCUUAUAAUAUGUAAAAAUGUGGAUAACUAUGAAUACUCUGAUUGUAAAUAUUGUUACAAGCUUAAUAAAAAAUAA
This is a messenger RNA of Sinocyclocheilus anshuiensis, 2866 nucleotides long. RefSeq names its product carnitine O-palmitoyltransferase 2, mitochondrial. The transcript is spliced from 5 exons. Gene Ontology annotation, cellular component: mitochondrion. Lineage: Eukaryota; Metazoa; Chordata; Actinopteri; Cypriniformes; Cyprinidae. The record is from RefSeq and is a predicted model, not a curated record. Bases 319 to 2340 code for a protein of 673 amino acids. Gene Ontology annotation, biological process: fatty acid beta-oxidation. Gene Ontology annotation, molecular function: carnitine O-palmitoyltransferase activity.